GAUUCGAUGACCAUUUUUGAAAAUAUUGUUAUUUACAAGCAGAGAAGUUUAAAAUCAAAUGCAUAUAAAUGAAUAUUCUUGUAAAAUUAUAUAAAAACCGAUAGCAAUAGUUAAGCAAUCGUUAGAAUUAUAACAAAAAUUAAAGGGAAUAAUUCCAAGUGUACGUAGCAGAUCGUAAACGGAUUCAUAAAUCAUGAAAAUUGUUUUGUUAUUUGUCUUGGCCGUUAUAAUUGGUGCAACUUCAGCCGCCGUUAUAACUACGCCAGUUGCUACCACAUACGGUGUACCGGUGGUAUCUACAGUUCCCACUUACACGUACAAUACAUGGGGAACAUAUCCAUAUUAUCGUUAUAGUCAUCCCUACACAUACAGCUAUAGUUACCCUUACAAUUACGGCUACGGUUAUCCCUAUGGAUAUGGUGGUUACCCCUAUGGAUAUGGUGGUUACACUUACGCCUACGCUAAAAAAUGAACAAUUUAUUAUUAAUUAAUGACAGACAAGUUGCUAGAAUGCUUUGAUAUGAUUUUCAAUAAAACGAAUAACAAAUACG
This is a messenger RNA of Glossina fuscipes, 551 nucleotides long. Its product is annotated as prisilkin-39-like. The coding region runs from base 194 to 472 and encodes 92 amino acids. The record is from RefSeq and is a predicted model, not a curated record. The transcript has 2 exons. Lineage: Eukaryota; Metazoa; Arthropoda; Insecta; Diptera; Glossinidae.